CAGUCGCGAAUCUUCGUUAGUUACCGGUAGCCGCUUUGUGAAAACGUCAGAAGAGGAACGAAUCACAAUCGUUGUUUGUACAUGGUAGAGCGAAGUUUUUGUAUGGAAAGAGAACAAUAAAAUGCCGAAACGAUGUGUUGUUAUGGGAUGCAGCAAUGUAAUCAAAGACAGCAUAAGCUUGCACGUAUUUCCCAAAGACCCAGUUGCUUUUAGAAAGUGGGAAAAAUUUGUACAGCUAAAGAGAAGUCACUGGAAAGGUAGCCCGUACUCAUGUAUAUGUUCCGACCAUUUUACGACUGAACAAUUUAUAGAGAAUCCGGUGAAAAUCAGGCUUGGAUUUGGAAAUAGUAAAAGGAAAUUACAUCCAGAAGCCGUUCCAACAAUUAACCAUACAGGGAAAAGAGAGCUACCUGUAGGUGCCAGCAUUUCAGAGACUCCAAGAUCUGCCUACAAAAAACGUGAAAUUAGAAGGAUUCUGCAAGAAAACAUAAACUAUGGGAAUGUAGAUCACAUUCAAGAGCCACCUGAUGUACAACUGGAAGUAGAGGAAGUUAAUUUAAAGGAAUCACCACAAAUUUAGAGCAGAUCGUGUGGCACUGAAAAAGAAAAGGUUUUUCAUAAAUGUACUACUGUGAAGCCAGCAACCAAAACAGUUAGAAUACAAACAACUUAUAAGGGACAGAGUAAAGCUAUACAGUGUACUCCAGUGUCAAUGUCCAGGGGGACACAAUGCGAUAUUUUAAUGCCACCUGCAACAUCAACUCCUGUCCAGAGUGAUGAUGAGGAAGAUAUGGAUGUGGACGACAGCAAUGAUGAGGACUACCUUCCCAGUAAAGCAUCAAGUUCAAGCAUAGAGUGCAACGAAAGUUGGGAUGACUGUUCUGACAAUUACCCAGAUUUCGAACUUGCAAAUCAGGAGGCAAUGUGUGUUGUGUUCCAAUCUAUGCUGAUGGCACUAUUUGCCCUCUGCCAAGUUUGUGGUAGGAAAGGUGCAAAAGCGGCAACUACUUUUAUAGGGACUUUAAUUAUUGUUAACCAAUCUUGUAGUGUUUGCGGAGGAACCUUUCGGUGGUUAAGCCAGCCAUAUAUAAGCUCUAUCCCUGCUGGAAAUUUGCUGCUUAGUGCUGCAAUACUGUUUAGUGGUGCCCUACCAAGUAAGGUGUUAAAGGUGCUGCGUUUCUGGGGUGUAAAAUCAUAUGAAAGACACACAUACUUCCGUCAUCAGCGUCUUUUCCUGAUACCAGCAAUACUUAAUGUUUGGAAAGAUAAACAGGCAGAUUUACUACAGGCAGCUCGCCAUUCAGACGUUACAGUUGGUGGUGAUGCUAGAUGCGACAGUAUGGGCCAUUCAGCUAAGUAUGGGAGCUACACUUUGUUGGACCUGGACAAAAAUAAAAUUUUGGCAAUGGAACUUGUGCAGAGCAACAAAACUGGUGGAAGCUACCAUAUGGAGCUGGAGGGACUAAAACGCUGCUUGACUGUCCUGGAAAAUGGCAAUGUUAAAAUUGGGAUCUUAGUUACAGACAGGCACUCACAGAUUCAAAAGUGGUUAAGGGACAACUGUGGAUCUAUAACUCACUACUUUGACAUAUGGCAUGUGGCUAAAGGUCUAAAAAAAAAACUUGUGGCCCUUGAGAAGAAAAAAGGUUUUGAAUUGGUAUUCAAAUGGCGUCGAAGCAUUAUCAACCACCUUUACUGGAGUGUGGUUUCAAGCAAAGGAAAUGGAGACUUGGGACUAGCGAAAUUUGACAUUUGGGGUAGAAGGUUUUCACAACUUAGUGAACCACUUCGCUCCAAAGAUGUAUCACUUUGGCUAUGCCGGUAUGAAGAGCAGGUGACGCAUUUGCAUUUAUUGACUUGUAUCAGGUUGUUGCUAUUACGUUAUAAAAAAUUGUUAAAAAUUUUAUUUAGGCUUCUGUUGGCAGUUCUUCAUUACAAUGAGAAUUCUGAGCGCAUACAGGCUACUACGAAAGAUGGUGACUUGCAAUACACAAUUGCAUAUCCAAAGGCAAAACAAGGAGCACAUACUAUUAAGAAAGUGAUGACAGAAUGCACAUUUGGGUAUGUUGAUGACCUGAUGCUAGAAGUGACGGCAAUUGCAGAAGGUACCCAUGAAGCUGUUAAAGUUGUUGAUGCACCGCCUCAUCUGUGUUCAAGCUUUGAGCGUCCUGAGAAAGAGGUGGCUGUUGCAAACCAUUUUUCCAGAUUCCCAAAUGUGGACAGCAACACCAACUAGUUUUUUUUUUAGCCCAUGUAGCAAGCAGAGUCCUAAUGUAUGGCAACAGAAAUCCAAAGAUAAACUAGUAGAUUUGAUCAACAUUCACCUUGCCAGGUUUCAUCCAUUUUUCAAUGCAAUAUACAUUUUAUUGGUAAUACUUGCAUAUAUUUUUUAUAUCAAAAUAAUUGACAUAUUUUAUAUAUUUAUAUUAUAAUUAUAUUGUUCAUCUGUAUUUUUACUCAAAUACCUCAAAUACUGUUUUAAUUUAGUUUUAUAUAACCUCCAAAACAACAUUUUAUAUACAGUAGUUUAUUUGUAUAGUACACUGUAUAAUUUAUAAUUAUCACAA
Molecule: messenger RNA, 2567 nt
Organism: Anneissia japonica
Lineage: Eukaryota; Metazoa; Echinodermata; Crinoidea; Comatulida; Comatulidae
Exons: 9
Coding region: 713-2236 (507 amino acids)
Source: RefSeq, a predicted model, not a curated record